Messenger RNA from Sander lucioperca (pikeperch), 1171 nucleotides. It is a transcript of the gene tectb, whose product is annotated as tectorin beta. Gene Ontology annotation, cellular component: cell surface. The record is from RefSeq and is a predicted model, not a curated record. Lineage: Eukaryota; Metazoa; Chordata; Actinopteri; Perciformes; Percidae. The transcript is spliced from 10 exons. Bases 37 to 1056 code for a protein of 339 amino acids.
UUGCUAACUUCUUAAAUCUCUCCGCAGCAUCACAGUAUGGCUUCUGUCGGUGCGUUAUUGAUGCUUUUGCCUGUUGCGUGGACAUGCUCUCCCCAAAAAGCAGACUAUGUUAUGGUGUCAUGUUUCCCCAACGCCAUCAUUGCCAACGUCCCAGAGUGUCCUUACGGCUGGGAGAUUGACCAGCUGUCUCUGGGUGGAGUCUGUUACUCUGGGAUACACAGCCCAGGCUUCUACCGCUUCAUCAUCCCAGACCUGACACCCAAAAACCACUCGUACUGCGGCACGCAGUCUGAGUACAUGCCCGGCAAAGACCCCAAGUACGUCUUCUAUAACUCCAUCGUGUCCAACGAUACGUCGCUCACAGUCAGAAACCAGCCGGUCAACUACACCUUCAACUGCAUGUACCGAGCAGCCUACCUUGUAAAUAACGCAGUGUUCAGUCAAAGAGUGGCUACAGUUUAUGUCAACAACGGGAGUUUAGGCACUUUUAGAUCACAGUUGUCUAUGAAUGUGUUCACGAAUUCAAAGUUCCUGUAUGCCAAGGACGCUCCUUAUGUGAUCGACACUUCUGAGAUCGGCUCUGAAGUCUUCAUCGGCAUCGAGGCAAAAGGACUAAGUAACAGAUUCAAAGUUGUUAUAAACAACUGCUGGGCCACUCCUACUCCUUACUCAACAGACAAGAAAAGGUGGAGUCUUAUCAUUAACAGCUGCACCUCCGACCACACUGUGACUAUUUUUGAGAACGCCAAAGACAGCCGCUCCAUGUUCAAGUUCAACUCUUUCCGCUUCCAACGGCUGGAGAAGGUUUCCACCGUCUGGCUUCAUUGUGAGGUCCAGGUUUGUGACGGAGAGAGGCUCGUCUGUCAGCCAGCCCCCUGCUCUGUCAGAAGUCUGUCAUCGGAGGCUGAGCCAAGUGGAGGGAUCCUUACUGCCGAGUUUCACAUUAAAGGAAUUGAUUCCUCUAAUAAUGGACACAUAAAAGGCACUUCACUAUUCAUCCUGCUGGCGGUCCUCAUAAACACAUGUUGUGAUUUAGUGAAUGGAUCAAGAAUGUAGUAAAAACUCAUCUUCAUGCCAACCCACACUCAAAUCAUUAUCGCACACAGAUAUUAUAUGUAAUUAGCACAUUUAUUGGAUAAACUUUUAAAAUGUCACAUGCAUUGCUUCACUG